Ostertagia ostertagi is the source of this 414-nucleotide messenger RNA. The record is from the annotation of a GenBank genome assembly. Lineage: Eukaryota; Metazoa; Nematoda; Chromadorea; Rhabditida; Trichostrongylidae.
AUGAAAUGGAAUGGCAGAGCCCCGAAAAACCCUGAUCAGACCAUGAGUAGUUCGACGACAGUUCGCUCGGCAUUGAAAGAUCGAUGCUUCGUUGUCUUCCCGAACUCGAUGCUGCUUACUCUCGAGUCACAUCUACUUGAAAAAACUUCCACAAUAGAGCACUGCCGAGCAGAGUGUUCGAGAAAAGGCGUCACUGGGGGACGACCAUGCGGUGCCUUGAACUGGAUUCCCCACACCAAAGGCUGUAUGUUGUUCGAGGUCGGAUACGACAAGCGACUGAUCAUGCCGAGCUCCCACGUACACUUUCUCGUGAACAAAUGCGCAGAAGGCGCCAAGAGUCAGAACGAGACGGAAGGAGCACUCUCACGAUCACCAUACAAGGAGUUCAGCUUCACCGCGGAGGGGACCGCAUAG